AAGGUUAGAUCCUCGUUUUCAUCGAUCAGUCCUUCCCUUUCUCUUCGCUUUCCUGUAAAACCAAAGCCUCCCCAUUUUUCUCUUCUUCCUGAGCUGUAAGGCAACUCUUGUUUCUUUCUGUGUUCCCAAUCUUUAAGUGGCUGAUUAAUUUGAUGGCUUCCACAAUGUUCUCUCUAGCUUCUGCCGCUCCAUCAGCUUCAUUUUCCUUGCAAGAUAAUCUCAAGUCAAAGCUAAAGCUGGGGACUACUAGCCAAAGUGCCUUUUUCGGGAAAGACUUCGCGAAGGCAAAGUCAAAUGGUCGGACUACUAUGGCUGUUUCUGUGAACGUCUCUCGAUUUGAGGGAAUAACAAUGGCUCCUCCUGACCCCAUUCUUGGAGUUUCUGAAGCAUUCAAGGCUGAUACAAAUGAACUGAAGCUUAACCUUGGAGUUGGAGCUUACCGCACAGAAGAUCUUCAACCCUAUGUCCUCAAUGUUGUUAAAAAAGCAGAAAACCUUAUGCUAGAGAGAGGUGACAACAAAGAGUAUCUUCCAAUAGAAGGUUUGGCUGCAUUCAACAAAGUCACAGCAGAGUUAUUGUUUGGAGCAGAUAAUCCAGUGAUUCAGCAACAAAGGGUGGCUACUAUUCAAGGUCUAUCAGGAACUGGGUCAUUGCGUAUUGCUGCAGCACUGAUAGAGCGUUACUUCCCUGGCUCUAAGGUUUUGAUAUCAUCUCCAACCUGGGGAAAUCAUAAGAACAUUUUCAAUGAUGCCAGGGUGCCUUGGUCUGAAUAUCGAUAUUAUGAUCCCAAAACAGUUGGUCUAGAUUUUGCUGGGAUGAUAGAAGAUAUAAAGGCUGCUCCUGAAGGAUCAUUCAUCUUGCUCCAUGGCUGUGCACACAACCCAACUGGUAUUGAUCCCACAAUUGAACAAUGGGAAAAGAUUGCUGAUGUAAUUCAGGAGAAGAACCACAUUCCAUUUUUUGAUGUUGCCUACCAGGGAUUCGCAAGCGGCAGCCUUGAUGAAGAUGCCUCAUCUGUGAGAUUGUUUGCUGCACGUGGCAUGGAGCUUUUGGUUGCUCAAUCAUAUAGUAAAAAUCUGGGUCUGUAUGGAGAAAGGAUUGGAGCUAUUAAUGUUCUUUGCUCAUCUGCUGAUGCAGCGACAAGGGUGAAAAGCCAGCUAAAAAGGCUUGCUCGACCAAUGUACUCAAAUCCCCCCAUUCACGGUGCUAGAAUUGUUGCCAAUGUCGUUGGAAUUCCUGAGUUCUUUGAUGAAUGGAAACAAGAGAUGGAAAUGAUGGCAGGAAGGAUAAAGAGUGUGAGACAGAAGCUAUAUGAUAGCCUCUCCGCCAAGGAUAAAAGUGGAAAGGACUGGUCAUACAUUCUGAAGCAGAUUGGAAUGUUCUCCUUCACAGGCCUCAACAAAGCUCAG
This is a messenger RNA of Nicotiana tabacum (common tobacco), 1409 nucleotides long. Lineage: Eukaryota; Viridiplantae; Streptophyta; Magnoliopsida; Solanales; Solanaceae. The record is from RefSeq and is a predicted model, not a curated record.